Fonsecaea multimorphosa CBS 102226 is the source of this 816-nucleotide messenger RNA. RefSeq lists its product as uncharacterized. The record is from RefSeq and is a predicted model, not a curated record. Gene Ontology annotation, biological process: 7-methylguanosine cap hypermethylation; 7-methylguanosine RNA capping. Bases 1 to 816 code for a protein of 271 amino acids. The transcript has 4 exons. Lineage: Eukaryota; Fungi; Ascomycota; Eurotiomycetes; Chaetothyriales; Herpotrichiellaceae. Gene Ontology annotation, molecular function: RNA cap trimethylguanosine synthase activity. Gene Ontology annotation, cellular component: nucleus.
AUGGGGAAAAAACGCAAGAAUGCCGUGCCUGUUGAGCAUGACUACGAACCUCCCCCAAAGAAGCGGCCCUUGACGACACCUUUGCCCGAAGGCGUCCAUCAUUACGAGAGUAUUGAGGAGGUUCCCUGGGACAUCCAGAAGUAUUGGCAUCAGGGCUACUCAAUCUUCUCGAAAUAUGACGACGGUAUCUGGAUGACUGAUGGUUCAUGGUAUGAGGUCACCCACGAGUCGGUCGCGAAUACCAUUGCACAACACAUGGCAGAAGCUGUUCCAGAGGGCAAGUCAAUCAUCUUCGAUGUCAUGUGUGGCGUUGGGGGAAACACUAUCGCAUUUGCGCUCUCCGGGAAAUGGAAACGGGUCUAUGCGAUUGAGAAGGAUGCCGCUACUCUGGCCUGUGCCAAACACAAUGCCGAAAUCUACGGCGUGGCUGAUCGGAUCACCUGGUUCCAGGGAGAUUGCUUCGAGAUUCUAGGCCUGGAUGAGACCAAGAAGGAAAAUACGGUAGAGGCGCUUAAAACGAUUGCCAGCACUUAUGGUGUUAUUUUCGCCAGUCCCCCGUGGGGAGGACCUGGAUACCGAGAAGCUGAAGUCUUCGAUCUCGAGGCAAUGCAGCCGUACCCUUUCAGCCAUCUCUACGAAUCCUUCAAGAAGCUGACUCCUAACGUGGUGCUGUACCUGCCGAGAACUAGCGACCUGCGGCAAAUUGCUAAAGUAGUUGGGGAGGACAAGAGGACUCAAAUUGUGCAUUACUGCACCAAAGGCAGCAGCCGGGCCUUGUGUGCAUACCUGGGAGACUGGGCAUCGCUGAAGUUGUGA